GAAGAAAAAGAAUAUCGAAAACAUGGCCUUGAAAUACUCCUUGGACAAUUGUAUUGAAGAUCAAUUUGAUGCUGGAAAGUUUUCAGUGUGAUAACAAAGCGGCAAAGUAAGUGGGUUUACAAAUUUUAAAUUAAAUAACUUACAAUGGCGGCAAAGAAACACGUGUUAGUAUUGAUAGCUCCUGGUACAGAAGAAAUGGAAUUGGUCAUCACGGUGGACGUACUUCGUAGAUGUGAGAUUAACGUGACCGUCGCAUUAGUGUUAGAAGAAAACAACGCUAUUGGAGCGCAAGAUUCAAUUGCUCGUUGUUCGCGUGGAGUUAACAUAAAAGCAGACACAACUCUUCAGGAUUUUCUCGCUAAAAAUGUUGAUGCCGAUCUACCUGAUGUAGUUAUAUUGCCCGGUGGUCUUGAAGGAUCACGUUUGAUGGCCAGAGCGGCGAUAGUUGGUACACUGCUGCAACGCUACCACGAAGCCGGCAAAAUCGUUGCAGCUAUUUGUGCCGCGCCGACAGUUCUUGCUGCCCACGGGAAGCUUUUUGCCGGAUAUCGUCUGACUUCCUAUCCUUCCUUCAAAGAUCAGAUGAAUAAUGAUGGCUACGUUUGGGAGGAUCCCACUGAAUCCCCGAAUGGACGUGUGGUUCAGGACAAAAAUUUGAUUACUAGUCUUGGUCCGGCAACCUCUUUCGACUUUGCACUCACCAUCGGAGCGACACUAGCUGGGCAAGAAGUAGCUGAAAAAGUAGCCAAUGGGAUGCUUUACAAGUGGCCCAAAUAAAUUUACUAAUUAAUCUAUUUUUUUAUCAUUUGAAAGUUUGUGAAAAACAAAACAAAAUUGGAAAUGGUAACAAAGAAAGUUAUAUGUUCAAUUUAGUUCG
Anopheles nili is the source of this 877-nucleotide messenger RNA. RefSeq names its product protein dj-1beta-like. Gene Ontology annotation, molecular function: protein deglycase activity. NCBI's taxonomy places the organism in Eukaryota, Metazoa, Arthropoda, Insecta, Diptera, Culicidae. Gene Ontology annotation, cellular component: cytosol; nucleus. Gene Ontology annotation, biological process: protein deglycation, glyoxal removal; guanine deglycation, glyoxal removal. The coding region runs from base 145 to 777 and encodes 210 amino acids. The transcript is spliced from 3 exons. The record is from RefSeq and is a predicted model, not a curated record.